AUGAAAGGUGUAGUAUUUACCGCUGUUGGCGCAGAGCCAAAGGUCGUAGAUGACCUCCCAGUUCCAGUUCCAGGGCCCGAUCAAGUCUUGGUCAAGUCCAUUUGGACUGCUAUCAAUCCUGUUGAUGCGUUCAUGAGUCAGUAUGGUCUUCUGGUUGUUGACUGGCCCCUCGUCCUGGGCGUUGAUGCUGCAGGUGUCAUUACCGAUUGCGGAAAUGAGGCGACAGAAAAGUAUGGACUCGAGGCUGGUGAUGAAGUAUUCGGCUGCACCAGGCUAGGAAGUAAGGGGUAUUCUGCCGGGCAGCAAUAUUUCCUCAUGGAUGCCCGCGUGACAAUUCCCAAGCCGAAGAAUAUAUCACUUGUUGAGGCGGCUACACUGGGUGUCGGAGUGGAGACAGCGUGCCUGGGUCUGUUCGAAGGGUUGAAGAUCGCAUUCCCUGAUCCCAAGAAUCUUCCUUCAGCCUCUGAUGAGUGGGUUGUCAUUCUGGGAGGUGCGAGUAGCGUUGGGAAGGCUGCUAUACAAAUAGCCAAGGCAUGUGGCUACAACGUAGUUGCCUCCUGCUCCGACAAAUCUUCUUCGGUUGUCAAGGAGCUGGGCGCAGUGCCCUUUGACUACAAGGUUCCGCUCGAGCAACAAGUCAAGGAGGUCCUUGAUAUCACCUCGGGCAGGGCCUCCAGGGUAUACGAUGCGGUGGGUUCAGAUGAUCCCGCCAUCUGCAAAGAGUUGUUCAAGGCGACUCAAGCGACAGACAAACGUUUUGCCACUACCAACGAUUGGAACCCGGCAAUUGAGGACUUUGAGGGCGGUACAACAUACAAAGUUAAGCUUGGAGAAGUUGGUCGACCUGAAGGUAAAGAGCUAAACGACAACAUUGAGAAGUACAUCCCACUCAUUGUUACCUUGAUUGAGACAGACCAACUGAAACCAAGCGAGUAUGAGGUAAUUGGCCAAGGCGGUUUCGACGACGCGGUGAAAGCCUAUCAUCAUCAGGUCUCAGGGGCCGGGGGCUCUCGAAAGGUCUUGGUCAAAAUUCAGGAUCCGUAG
This is a messenger RNA of Exophiala aquamarina CBS 119918, 1044 nucleotides long. RefSeq lists its product as uncharacterized. The transcript has 2 exons. The coding region runs from base 1 to 1044 and encodes 347 amino acids. The record is from RefSeq and is a predicted model, not a curated record. Lineage: Eukaryota; Fungi; Ascomycota; Eurotiomycetes; Chaetothyriales; Herpotrichiellaceae. Gene Ontology annotation, molecular function: oxidoreductase activity, acting on NAD(P)H.